AUGCCACGAAAAGCGGAGCGAGCGAUCUUGGGCGAGAAUGACCAGCUGGCGUUCGACGCUUCCACAUUUUUCAGCGCCGUGCGGACGCUCGCGCAGAUCAGCGUCACGUCGCCCGCGUUCCGUCUAGUUCUCAACGAUCUCCUCGGCAUCGUCAGAGACAUCGUCGCACACGCUGCUGCUGACGUCGGACGUGCAGCUUUGCAGGUACAGGACGCUGCCCGCGGUGUCGAAGAGCAAGCGCGUAGGGGCAAUGACAUCAUAGGAAAGGGCCCCGACGGGGAACUAAAAAUGGACACUACUAUCAAGGACAAGGGAAAAGAAGUCGCCAACAAUCUCAAGUCUACUGCCGUAGAUGUCAAGAAGGAAUGGGUACUCUCACGAGUACAACAAGAUCGAGCAUCACGUUCCGCUAUGCGGGCGAUCCUCAUCCUUGUACGUAAAUACGCAGAAAAGGUGGUUGUCAGCUCCGAGGUCAUCUCGUCAACGUUCGAAGGAGUUGCCACCGAGGCAAAGGACGCGAUUAAGGAAACAGAAGCACCCACUUACCCUCCUCAGCCUUACCCACAGUCACAAUCAACAAAACCGACAGUCGAUGUCAAGUCCGACGAGAUUCUGCGCGACCUCAAGGAGGUAGCACAGCGCGUAGCACAAGGCCAUUCUCUGGACGGCUUGUUCACAGCAUUUGGACAUGUCAUUCGCGAUCUGAAUGACGUGCCCGAGAUCAUCGCGACCGAAUCCCAAAACACGCUUAACAAAAAGGCUUCAUCGUCAUCCUCGACACCUGAACCCCAGUCGCCUACACCCCAGCCUCUCGGUGUGCCUGCUCCUACUACCGGCAGUCGCAAAAAGAACAAGAAGGCGCGGAAAAAGCAGCGAGCUGCACUACAGCAAGCAUUAUCGUCGCCUGCGAUCUCUCCAUCGCAAUCCCAAGAUGAAACGCCGUCCACACCAGUGGAAGAAGAGAAACACGGGAUAUCCAACCCAAACCCAUUCCGCGUAUAUAUCGGACGCCUUGGUGCUUACCUAGAUCGAGCUAUUGAUGAACCUGGCUGGGCAGCGUCCGCUGAUGGUGCAAAUGCACUGGAAGCCUUAUUUGACGAGGGCGCGGAGCUCGUCAGUGUCGUCGGAGAUUCAGUCAUCAACGUCGCAGAGGAUGUUGCCAUAGAACCCAGCGGCACCACAGGCGACUCUCCCCAGCACAAUCUCUCUCACGAAGAGAAAGCUAAGAGACGGUUCAAACACGACAUUGUGGCACUCAGCAACGAGAUCGAGGCCUACAUCUCUUCUCUCGAGAACGAUAAGACCACAAUGGGACUCGUGCGUGCGUUCGAGGCGCUCGGAGGAGAUUUUUCAAGUCUCGUGUCCCAAGGCGCGCAGCAGAGCAGGCGCACUCUCAUGCAGAGCCUCGCUGGUAUGCGUGGCUGGACGGCAUGGGUUGGAUGGGCGAUUCCACGGCUGCUGCGUAUGCUUCCGACUAGUGCAAUUCCCGUUCCAUCAAUUGAGGCAAAGACGGACACGAUGGAGGUUGCGUUGCAGGCGUUGUUUGUGCAGGGUAUCGCGAAGGGAACGCUGGACCACGAGCCGGUGGAAUCAAGCUUGGUACCUGACGAGGUGGUACUGAGGGAGUGGACGGAGGUUAAGAUUGAUAUGGCGGAGGAAAAUGAUGAUGGAGAAAGUCUGUCCGGUACGACACUACACCCAGGUGUACAGACGACGUCAAGAUUGAGGUUGCACAUGGACGGGGUUCGUGCGAGAGUUGAAGGGAUGGGAUAUUAUUUCAAGUAUAAAGGUGGUAUUGUGGGCUACGAGGACGAGGGUGUGAUCAGUGUGGAUGUCGGGAUGGGUACCCCGCAUGGAGGGCUCGGCGUGGAUAUUGAAGUCGAAAUUGAGAUGGACAACGACGAUUCAUCUGCUGGCUUUGACGCCGCAGAAUCAGCUAGCACAAAGUCACUGUACGCAACCUCCUCGUCUUCUUCGCUCGCCAAUUUUGCUCAUAGUAGCGACAGCAGUCAUCGGCCCGACGUCCCAGAAAUUGUCAUCCAAGACGAGGAGACGGGGGAAAGUAAGCCAGUCGACGAGCCUGCGAAUUUGGAUGUGCAGACGGCUGUUGCACCUGUCGGCGCAGCUGUCGGCCACCAGCGCGAUGUGAUGCGCGAUCGCGGGUUGUAUCGUUCCGCAGAACCUUUGUUUCGCGUUGUGGACAUCUCUGCGGCCGUUCGUGGGCUACGGUUUAGGCUCGACCAAAGCCGGCACUGGAUCCUCAACAAACUGGUAUUGCAGCCCCUUGCGGGUCCUGUAAUCGCUCGUAUCGUGAAGCAAGCUGUUGAGGAGAAAAUCCGUUCCAGCUUGGAUGUUCUUGCGCUCAGUCUAGGCGAGGUGGCCAGGGACGCCAAGAUCAAAGGUGAAACGAGGAGACGCGACAGGUACAGAGAGAGAAUCGCGCAGGGAGAGGGAAUUGUCAGCAAAGAUUCUGUCAUGGCUGGUUUGGGGCUCACCAAGCACGAGCUGGAGGAUGAGGUUGCGGCGGCGGACGGCUUUGCAGAUAUUCUCAGUGACUGGUGGAGUGCAGUCCUGCACACGGGUCCUGCUGCCCUGAAACGCAUGUCACAGAGCGAUAGCACCAGAGAUGAGGGAAACCAGCAUAUUGAAACGAGCACGAGUACAGAGGCUACCAGCAAAGGUCUGAUAUUCACGAGCACGACUACUACCACAACCACUACGACUGAGGAGCCACGUGGGAUCCCUGCCAUGGUGUAUCAUCCAGCUACCAACUCGAUGGAACGCGUUGAUAUGACUAUGGACGCGGUUGAUGGCGCAUACGUUCCUCAUGAAGCAGAACGCGAGGAAGAGGAAACAGUGCAAAUUGCUGUCGGAGCCGGUGCACAGUUGUUCCCUGGCAAGGCCGGUCCAUAUGACGGUUCUAGUGGAGAGCAUAGUGGGGAGGACGAACGACGUGGAUUCGUUCAGGAUGUCAAGGAUACAACCAACAAGGUUGUCGAUACUGCUGUCCAAGGUGCCAGUGAAGGGCUUAACACUGUUCAGCGUGCUGAGGAGAGGUGGGAGGACCGGAGUAAAAAAGAACACAAAACUGGCAAGGAAAGGACAUGGAAGAGCAAGGCGUUCGAUUUCUGA
Molecule: messenger RNA, 3132 nt
Organism: Psilocybe cubensis
Lineage: Eukaryota; Fungi; Basidiomycota; Agaricomycetes; Agaricales; Agrocybaceae
Exons: 3
Coding region: 1-3132 (1043 amino acids)
Source: RefSeq, a predicted model, not a curated record